CCCCGGCUCUGCCCCGGCUCUGCCCCGGCCCCGCGGUGCCGGCGGCAGGAAGGAGGAAGGGACACGGCAGGAGGGAGAGCGACCUGCUCGGGCUCUGGCAGCACGGGGGAAAAAUGAACAAGAUGAAAAACUUCAAGAGGAGGUUUUCGCUCUCGGUCCCGCGGACGGAGACCAUCGAGGAGUCGCUGACGGAGUUCACGGAGCAGUUCAACCAGCUCAACAACCAGAGGAAUGAAGACCUGGCCCAAGGGCACCUGCAGCUGGGACAGCUGGGCAGGGAAUUCCGGGCCGACAGCAGCCCCCUCUCGCCGUCGGAGGUGGAAGGGCAGUCCCCGGUGGCCGUCAGGUACCGCAGCAACAACCAGCGCCGCUUCUCCAUGGAGGACGUCAGCAAACGCCUCUCCCUGCCCAUGGACAUCCGCCUGCCCCCCGAGUUCCUGCAGAAGCUGCAGAUGGAGAGCCCGGAGUUCCCCAAGCCCCUGAGCAGGAUGUCCCGACGGGCUUCCCUCACAGAAGACACCUGGCCUGGGAUCACAUCCAACGAGGAGUUCAAGGCUUACAACUUCACCCAGUACCGAGCCCAGCCCUUGAUAAAUCACGCCCCCAGGCUGGACUCAGAAGGCAUUGACCUGCUGACAAACCUCCUUCUGUACAGGGUCAAGAGCCGGAUCUCAGCAGAGGCAGCCCUGCAGCACCCCUACUUCAAGAGCCUGGGAGACAGGGUGCACCUCCUGCCUGACAAUGCCUCCAUCUUCUCCCUGAAGGAGAUCCAGCUUCAAAAGGACCCUGGAUACCGAGGCUCAGCCUUCCAGCAGUCAGCCCGAGGGAAGAACAGGAGGCAGAGUAUAUUUUAAACCUGGAUCUCGUGUUCCCCUUGUCACCAUGGAGAUGGAAGCACUGAGGAAGGAGACGGCAGUGAGCUCCCACCCGACCCCCCGCAGGAUUCCCGCAGGAUUCCCGGCCGGGGCAGGACAAUGCUGAAGUGCCCUCGGCCUCAGGAUGUCCCUGUGUGUCCCCAAACCCCCUGGAGCUGCUGCUGAUGGACCUGUGGCCUUGUUUUCCCCCUCUCAUUUCCGUGUUGUCCCCGUCAGACGUGAGCUGCCACCCCCCGAGCAGGGGCUCCACUGAGGAGCUGCAGGACCACGAGCUUGUACAGCUGCACCCUGGGGGUGAGCUGGGCACGGGGGGGUUCUGUGAAGCACAGGGGUGGUGUCUCCAAAGCUGUGGUGGUGUCUGGCCCAGGCAGGCCUUUCUGAACAUGUACCUUUGCUCAGACAACCUGCUCUGCACCCCCAGUUUCUUGGGAGGGACACUUUGCAGUCGUGGACACGACCCAGCCUGGCACUGGGAGGCUGCCCCUGGAGCACAGAAAGCAGGGCAGCCCUCCCUUGUUUCCCUUGCUUCUUCUGCCUGCAGAGCCCCUUUUUUUCCUCUCCCCAUCUUUGGUCCCUGAAUCCUGACAAGGAUGGGGCGGCUGGAAGGGGAGGGCUCCCCGUCGCUUCUCCUUCCACAUCUCCUCAUCGCUUC
Molecule: messenger RNA, 1527 nt
Organism: Neopelma chrysocephalum (saffron-crested tyrant-manakin)
Lineage: Eukaryota; Metazoa; Chordata; Aves; Passeriformes; Pipridae
Gene: CDK18
Product: cyclin dependent kinase 18
Exons: 9
Coding region: 114-854 (246 amino acids)
Source: RefSeq, a predicted model, not a curated record